AUGUAUGCAAUUGGCAUACCCGUGGAGACCAAUGGAGAUUUACAUCGGACAAAAAACAAAAGGAGAUCACAUUUCGUCAAAUCAUUGGUCUCAACUCUCACACCCAUCAUUUCACAGCCAUGUUUCUCACUCCUCUUUUUUCUCUCUCUCCUCUCCUCCUCCUCCUCCUCGCUCUCCUCCCGUCCACACCCGCCAAAGACCACCUCAGCUUCACCUUCAACAAUUUCAAAGCCGCCUCACGAAACCUCACCCUCGACGGCAUAGCCGAGUUCACACCCUCAGGUCUCCUAGCCCUCACCAACGGCACCCGCCAAGAAAACGGCCAUGCCUUUUUCCCCACGCCAUUCCCCUUCAAACCCUCACCGAACGCCUCCAUUUCCUCCUUCUCCACCUCCUUCAUCUUCUCCAUAAUCGCCGAUUACCCCACCCUCUCCGGUCACGGCAUCGUUUUCGUAGUGGCCCCCGCCCCGGGCCUCCCCGGUGCCCUCUCCAGCCAUUGGUUGGGCCUCUUCAAUGAAACCAAUAACAGGAAAUCAACCAACCACGUGGUUGCGGUAGAGCUUGAUGCUAUAUACAGUAGCGAGUUUCAAGAUAUACAUGAUAACCAUGUUGGCAUUGACAUUAAUGGGCUGGACUCUGUUGCAUUUAAGGCAGCUGGGUACUAUUCAAAUGGGAGGUUUCAGAAUUUGAAUCUGAUCAGCGGUAAGGCGAUGCAAGUUUGGGUUGAAUACGAUGGGGGGAAGAAGGAAAUGAAUGUUACUCUGGCUCCGGUUCAUUUGCCCAAGCCAAGCACGCCUCUAUUGACUCUUUCUAAGGAUCUUUCCCCGAUCUUGAACCAAACUAUGUAUGUUGGGUUCUCUUCCUCAACUGGAUCAGUCCCAACUUCCCAUUAUAUCUUGGCUUGGAGCUUUAAGAUUAAUGGAUUGGCUGAUGGGUUUGAUUUCUCUCACCUCCCUAAACUUCCUCGCAUCGGACCCAAGAAAGUUUCUAGGCUUCUGACAAUUGGGUUGCCUUUAAGUUUAGUUUUGGUGUUUGGAGUGCUUUCGGGGAUAGUUUAUUACGUUAGAAGGAAGAGGAAGUUUGCUGAAGUGCUUGAAGAUUGGGAACUUGACUAUGGGCCUCAUAGGUUCAAGUACAAGGACUUAUAUAUUGCCACCAAAGGGUUUAAGGAAAAGGGGCUCUUGGGUAGUGGGGGAUUUGGUCGGGUUUAUAGAGGAGUACUACCUACUUCAAAAAUUGAGGUUGCAGUGAAGAGGUUCUCACAUGAAUCUGUGCAAGGAAUGAAGGAAUUCGUGGCGGAAAUCGUUAGUAUUGGACGUUUGCGCCACCGGAAUUUAGUUCAACUCUUGGGUUAUUGUCGCCGAAAAGGGGAGCUCCUUUUGGUCUAUGACUACAUGCCUAAUGGAAGUCUAGAUAAAUUGCUCUACGACCAGCCGAGUUGUACCCUCAAUUGGCGGCAAAGAUUUCAAGUCAUCAAGGGAGUGGCGUCAGGCCUUUUCUAUUUACACGAACACUGGGAGCAAGUUGUUGUGCAUAGAGAUGUCAAGGCAAGUAAUGUGUUGUUGGAUGGCGAAAUGAAUGGGAGAUUGGGCGAUUUUGGGCUAGCUAGAUUGUCUGAUCAUGGAACCGAUCCACAAACCACUAAUGUGGCUGGAACACUUGGGUAUCUUGCACCAGAGCACACUAGAACUGGAAAGGCCACAACUAGCACCGAUGUGUAUGCUUUCGGUGCCUUUUUGCUUGAGGUGGUUUGUGGGAGGAGGCCCAUCGAGCCACGAGCAGCAGCAGAGGACUUAGUUUUGGUGGAUUGGGUGUUUUCCUUUUGGAGGAGAGGGGAAGUUUUGCGAACCAUUGAUCCUAAAUUGGGGAGUGAGUUUGUAGUGGAGGAAGUGGAGUUGGUUUUGAAGCUGGGUUUGAUGUGUUCCGACUCUGAGCCAACCGCCAGGCCGAAUAUGAGGCAAGUUGUGGAGUAUUUGGAGGGAGAUAUUCCUCUACCAGAGUUGAAACUGAUGGGUAUUUCUGCCGCGGGUCUAACGUUUGCUCAGCGCGAAGGGUUUAACGAUUUUGCACUGUCGUCUUCUAUGGAGAACGCGUUCUCGCACUCGUCUUCUGUCCCAGGGUCCCUUCUCUGAGGAGGCAUAUGAUGCUUCUAAUUUUAUGGAUGAGUAAUGUAACUGAUGAACCGUAUCAUUUUAUGUUUUUAGGCAUAAGCUUGUCUUCUCUGUAUAUCUGAACCCUUCUACAGCCACCGACCACAUGGGCAAAUUAAGCUAAUUUUUUAUAAGCCCACUCGUUUUUUUUUUUUUUAAUUAUUGAACGGCUCAGAUUUUGUGCAGGACCCGGAGUGGGACAUGUGGCUGUCGGUACAGAAUUGAUCACCAUGUGGUCGGUGUCAUAGCUUUUCGGUAUAUCUGUAUUACAAAAUUGCAUGAUACCUUGUGAUCAUAAAAAUCUCAUUUUUUAAG
This is a messenger RNA of Rhododendron vialii, 2465 nucleotides long. Its product is annotated as L-type lectin-domain containing receptor kinase IV.1-like. Bases 120 to 2132 code for a protein of 670 amino acids. The record is from RefSeq and is a predicted model, not a curated record. Lineage: Eukaryota; Viridiplantae; Streptophyta; Magnoliopsida; Ericales; Ericaceae. Gene Ontology annotation, cellular component: plasma membrane. Gene Ontology annotation, biological process: protein phosphorylation. Gene Ontology annotation, molecular function: carbohydrate binding; protein kinase activity; ATP binding. The transcript has a single exon.